AUCCGUCUCGCGUCUGCACGAGUUGUUUCCUUUUCUCUCUUUUUGAUGAAAUACGCGAUGGUUUGAAAAACGCUCCCGCACCGCGCGUCCGAUCCCACCGCAACAUCUACACACAAGUCAAUCACACUUUGAGUUGUGCGGGGUUGUUGUGUUUGUGUUUUGUUUCGGGGACGAGGAGCGCGUCCGUGUUCGUGCCAAGCGGCCACUUCACUUCAGGCUGCGCGUUUGUUUUUCCACCGAUCGCCUCCACGCAACUGGGAAAUGUGUUGUUGUCCACGGAGCCCUGCCAGUCACCUAUGGGCUCCCAGUCGUGACCCAGUUCAGAUUAUUAUUAUCAUCACCAUCACUCUCCUCAGACGCGUCCCAGUGAUUAGUCCCGUACAUCGGUCCAGCCUGUGCUCCGUGGCACAGUCAACAUGGCAUUGUCUGUUUUCAUGGUCGAUUCCCUGCUGGAGUCUUGUUUCUCACUUUUCCUCUGUGGCUCUUUGCAGAAGUCGCAGGAAAUGGGGCCCUGAAUAGAUUGUUGAUGGCAGCGAAGAGGAAAUACAUGGACACAGAAUUACCCCCUCAGGAAUCUGAAGACCUCUUCCAGGAUUUAAGCCAACUCCAGGAGACAUGGCUCACAGAAGCUCAGGUUCCGGACAGUGACGAGCAGUUUGUUCCUGAUUUCCACUCUGAGAACUCGGUGGCAUUUCACAGCCCUCCGGUCACCAUCAAGAAGGAGCCGCAGAGCCCGGGCUCCGACCCCAGCCAGUCCUGUAGCCACAAGCAGAGCUUCAGCUACCCCAAUGGAGAGCAGUGCCUUUAUGCCAGUGCCUAUGAGCAGAAGAGGAAUGCAGCCGGGGCCAAGAGCUCCUGCCCGGGGACCCCCAUGUCCCCCAUGCAGCAGCACUACUCCCCGAAACCUGCCACAGCCGGGCGGCCGGACGCCGGCUACAUGAACCCGGCCGCCGCCUCGCAGCCGCUGCCCAGCAACAGCUACCCCAUCAGCUCCAGCUCCAGGUUUCAGGGCCCCUCAGGAGAGCCCAUGUGCCCCCAGUUCCCCCAACCAGGGCAGGCCUUUCAGCGCAUGAGCUCUGCACCAUCAGGACACGGUGGUGCAGGAGCUGGGGUAGGCGGGGGUGGAGGGCCAGGUGGCGGAGGCGGUGGUGGUGGGGGGGGCUACCACCGGCAGCACUCCGACCCCUGCAUGCCCUACCUGCAGCAGAGCUUUAAGCAGGAGUACGUGGACCCGCUGUACGAGCGAGCGGCUCACAUGGCCGGGCACGGCCACGGAUCUCACCCCCACCCCCACUCCCAGCACCACCAACAUCCACAUCCACACAGGUUCCCCCCCGCCCACAUGAUCGUCAAGCAGGAGCCCACAGACUACACCUACGAGCCUGAUGUGCCUGGAUGUCCCUCCAUGUACCACCACAACGAGGGCUACACAAACCCCCAGCACAGCAAUGAAGGCUACCUGUUUGAGAACGACUCCCGUGUGGUUCCAGAGAAGUUCGAAGGGGAGGUGAAGCAGGAGGGCGGCGGUGUUUUCCGUGAGGGCACGCCUUACCAGCGCCGCGGCUCCUUGCAGCUCUGGCAGUUCCUGGUGGCCCUGCUGGACGACCCGGGCAACGCCCACUUCAUCGCCUGGACCGGCCGCGGCAUGGAGUUCAAACUCAUCGAACCCGAAGAGGUCGCCCGGCUGUGGGGCAUGCAGAAGAACCGUCCGGCCAUGAACUACGACAAGCUCAGUCGCUCUCUGCGCUACUACUACGAGAAGGGAAUCAUGCAGAAGGUGGCGGGCGAGCGCUAUGUUUACAAGUUUGUGUGCGAGCCCGAGGCGCUCAUCUCUCUGGCCUUCCCCGACAAUCAGCGGCCCAGCCUGAAGGCCGAGUUCGAGCGCUACGUCAACGAGGAGGACACGGUGCCGCUGUCCCACCUGGACGAGGCUGUGCCCUACACCCCGGACCAACCCCCCCAAAACAUGGGCGCCCAGCCCUACUCCAAAGGCUACAUGUACUAAAGCCAGCCACCUCUCCUUUGUCCCCCCCCCCCCACCGCCUUCAGAAAUCUUCCUGUUGUACCGACCCAUCAUCAUACACGACCCCGAAACCCCCAUGCACCUCUUGCACAUGCCCACCCCACCCACUUGUAUAUAAGGCUAUGGUGUUUCUGUUUUUAAAUUAAUCUCAUUAGGGAUUUUUUUGUUUUGUUUUUGUUUUUAAAGAGCUGCAUUCCUCUCACAUCUGAGGCCUAUUCAAUCCAUAAACAUGACUGUGGUCGAAGAGAUUGCUUAAUAAAUACCCAUGAUAAUA
Messenger RNA from Platichthys flesus (European flounder), 2297 nucleotides. RefSeq names its product ETS variant transcription factor 4 (gene etv4). The record is from RefSeq and is a predicted model, not a curated record. NCBI's taxonomy places the organism in Eukaryota, Metazoa, Chordata, Actinopteri, Pleuronectiformes, Pleuronectidae. The transcript has 11 exons. The coding region runs from base 527 to 2005 and encodes 492 amino acids. Gene Ontology annotation, cellular component: nucleus. Gene Ontology annotation, molecular function: DNA-binding transcription factor activity, RNA polymerase II-specific; sequence-specific DNA binding. Gene Ontology annotation, biological process: regulation of transcription by RNA polymerase II; cell differentiation.